This is a messenger RNA of Trichoderma atroviride IMI 206040, 2334 nucleotides long. RefSeq lists its product as uncharacterized. The record is from RefSeq and is a predicted model, not a curated record. NCBI's taxonomy places the organism in Eukaryota, Fungi, Ascomycota, Sordariomycetes, Hypocreales, Hypocreaceae.
AUGCCUACUGCUAUCCCAUUCCGAAGGCGCGAUCCAGGCGUAACCGCCCAGACGGCCUCUUUCAACGACAUCGUCUUCCCCAAAAUCUACGAAGAAGCCUGGGGCAGCUCCGACCCCAACUCGCUGGAUCAACGAACCGAUUUCGACCGCUCUCGCAUCUUCCUCAUGCGCAUAGCCAACAUGACGCCCGAUCCCUUGAUUAUCCAAGAGUUGCGCAACAUCGUUUCGAAUCCGCAGAAUAAAACAGUUCAAGCCCUGGCUACGGCGAUACAGCACCGGAUAUUUGGAAACUCACACGGCUCGUUUGCUACCACGCCCUUGAUGCAGUCUGUGCGGUUCAUGCUUCUCAAGUCUCGCGUGCCGGAGCUUAUUCUAUCCGACCGAACAAGAUCGGUUGUCGACUUCUUCUUCGAUCCGACGCUGGAGAGAAACCUCAACCCGCCACCGAUCGGCGAAGUAUCCGUCUAUAAGUAUGUGCCGGGAAGAUUAAAAGUUGCCAUCAUAGGAGGCGGCCCUACUGCCCUCGCAUCAGCUAUUGCGAUCGCCGAGAAGGGCGCUGGCAGCGUUGAGGUACACAUGUAUGAGAAGCGCUGGGUGGAAAAGCAGCUUCCCAACGGCGAAACUGUUGUCGACUAUCCGCCUACCGCUAGGAGAAGAGACCAAGUCGUUACACUUCAAGACUCUGUCACUUCCCUACUCAGCAAGGCGUCAUAUCAAGCGCUCUUCGCAGGCAGGCCAGAGCGGGUAUGGCCCGGGUCGGCCAACAUCCAGAUCCGCAAGGUAGAAGACCGUUUCCUCAAGCGGGUACAAGACUCAGAGUUCCAAGGCCUUGUUUUCCUGCACUGCGAGGGCGUCACAAGAGAAGACCUUGCCAAAGUCGGUGAUUUCCACGUCUUGCUAGGCGCCGACGGUGCUGCUUCAUGGGUGCGCCAGUCAUAUUUCCACGGAUAUGAAAAUGAGCGCGGAAGAAGCUAUGCCUUGGGUUUGGCUUUUGACAGACCUGCCGGCUUGCCGUGGUCACAGUCCCUGAACGUCUUUCUCACGCUCGGACAGACACGCUAUUUACUGAAUGCCAGCGAUCACGAUGGCAGGGGCUACUUGAAUAUGCAACUCACCGAGGAAGAGUGGCACAAGAUGCUCUCGGUUGACGGGCAGCCAGUCCAUUUCGGCAGACCAGGUUGCUUCAGGAAGCCUGACGGGAGUAUUCCCGAGGGUUUCGAGCCAAGUCAAGUUUUCGCGCCAUCUGAGGAUAGGAGCAGCCCUCUGUGGACAUCAAUCUCAGAUGGCCUCAAGCUCUUUGGAUUCAAGGACGAAGAAGUCAUCAACGUUGUGCGCAUCCCAAUUGUUGUACAAGCCGUAAGAGAAGGAGUACAGCUGCUGCCACCUCAAGACUCCAUCAACGUCAAGCGCCCCCAUGCUCUGGUCGCAGUCGCCGGCGAUGCUGCAAUGACGGUACACUUCUGGCCAGGACGAGGCCUCAACAGCGGCAUCAAGGCCGGCCUAUCCCUCGGAGACGAGCUUGUCCACGCACUAAACAGCGGCAAGUUCAUCGGCAUGCCCAUCAGCGCCAUGAAAGAGUACAACGACUUCAUCCUCAAGCUCCAAGGACGCGAACACGACAAGCGCAGCAUCCCCAUCCUGAACCAGUCCGGCUCUCCAGAAAUGCUCGGCUGGCUCCUCCAAAAGGCCAACAGCGUGCCCGACGCCGUAGCCAUAGAGUGGCUGAUUGGUGCCAUGACGCAAAUCGCCGACCGUCUCCAGCGAAGAGACGACUGGUCCUACGAGUACGUGGAAAACGUCGAGCCGCAGCUGCGCAUCGUGCUACGCCAACUCGCCCCGUUGACGCUCAAGGAAAUGGCCGUCAGCUUUCCCUGGCCGACGCGAGAAAUGGCCGGCGCCGAAGUGCUGCCCAUUCGCUCCAUGAAGGCCGAAGAGAAGCAGAAGUGGCUCAACAACUUGUGGGGUCUUUUGAAAGACGAGAAGAGCAAAGACAGCCGUGCCGCCCCUCCUCCUCCUCAAAAUGGCGACAGGCCUACUUCAUCAGCAAGAUUCGAAGCUCCCAAAGGUGGUAAAGCGAGACCGGCGUCUCUCAUGCCUCCUAGUCGCGACAGUCUCGACAGCGGUAGUUUGAGGAGGAGCAAUGCCACGCAAAGUGUGCGGCACAGUCGAAAUCUCAGCGUCCCGGGCGAAGGUGCACCGAGGGCCAGAUCACCAUCGCCGGGUCCGGGUGGCGAGGUCAGCUUGAGCAGGAUGCUGACGGUUCACAAGAAGCCGCCGUCGUCGGUGUUGGGAGAUGCGUUGUCGCUGGCGUUGUUCCGAGUGGAGGAUCAGUGA